AUGGAUUCUAUCAUCAAGGAUUUGCGUGAGACCAAGCUCCAAGCAAGCGACGAGAGCGAAAAGAAUGUCCAGAUUCCUUCAGAUGCUGCCAACGCCCAACCUACGCCCACAGCAACGCCAAUCCCUGUCGUUGUUCUUGCAUCGGGCUCUCCAGUCCAGAAUGCAGCCGGCCUCAGUGCCGAUGACGACGUCUUUGGUGCUAUGUCCCGCGUUGCUGCGACCACCAACGUUGCUGCCGCCCCCGCCAACGCCAUCGACAUCGCUCCAACCGCAUCGACCUCUGAUGAUAGUGCUCCGAAUACCCUCGCUCACAGAAUCCUGAACAAUCUUCGUGCUCCUGCAGCCUCCCAUGGCUUUGCACCUCGACCAGACAGAGUCAACCAAAUCCCCACAGCAGCUAAUGCCCAGGGCUUAUUCCGGCCAGAUGCUCUGAUUUUCGUGGCGAAUCUCAGUAUGCGCCGAACUGAAGAGGAAUUGGAAAUGACCGUGCAUCAUGCGUUUGACGCAUACGGACCAAAUCACGUCAGAAUACACUACGACCGCAACAAGCAUCCCUAUGCCUUCGUGCAAUAUGAGACUGCUGAGGACGCCAAUGCCGCGGUGUCGGGUGCAUUUGGCAUGGUACUCGAUGGUCGCAAAAUCCGCAUCGAACGCGCAAAAGCAGAACGAGCUGUCAUCCUCAGCAAAUUUGACGGGUCAAACGUCACUGAAGCCGAAGCACGCAGCAUUCUGGCAAGAUUUGGUCCCAUGGAGAUCGUCGCUCCUACCACAACCCCCAACCGCCAUGGCACAGGCACUUCCACCGGCAUCUACGUGCGCUUUGCAUACUACCUGGACUGUCGCGAUGCAUUGAGACUUUUUGAUAACCAUAGAAAUACCUACCGACUCUUCAUUGCGCCCAGCCUAGAACCUCGCUUGCACGUCGGCCCUGAUGGCCGGUCGGUAGUUCGCGGCUUCCAGCAGCCUCGAUCGGCAAUCGACCAGAAGUCAAUCUACGUGGGAAACCUGCCCGAGGGAACUAACAAGGCCGAGUUGGAGCAGUAUUUCAGUGCAUUUGGCCAUAUCUUGAAUGUCAAUGUCAUGCGCAAGAUCUAUGAUGGUAGCAUUGUGAACAAUUUCGCGUUUGUGGAAUUCGCCCACCAGCAUGAAGCCAUCCAAGCGGCCGCUGGCGAACGUCAUUUCCAUGGCGUCAAACUUCGCGUUGAGGCCAAGGAGUAUUCUGCACGUCAUCAAGCCCGUGUGUUGCCGGUCGGCGUCGCCGCCAACGUUGCGGCCAUCGAAAAUGGCCGAAUGGCGAACGUCAUGGACAAUUCCAACGUUCGCUAUAGCAAUAACGUUCGCGGUCCGUAUCGACAUGUUGAACCUGCUGUUGGCGUCUACGACCGCCAGAAUCACAUCACACCGCCCGCCAACGCUAUGUAUGGAACGCCUAUGCAACAAGCCGUCAGACCUGAUUUCGGAAUCAUGACUCCUCCUUCUCAACAUGGCAUGCAGAUGCCACUCAAUCAGAUGCUGCCAACUGGAAUCUUCUCUCCUACACCUUCCCACCUUGCUGACGGGCAAUACGCCUAUCAAGGCCUUCCCUUUGGCGCUGCCCCUGCUGGCCCAGCCAUCUACUACCCUCAGUCUGUCCCUACCAUCCAGGAAACUGGCGAGGAGACCCAAUACGAGGGUUAUGGUGGCGUUUGA
Cladophialophora yegresii CBS 114405 is the source of this 1689-nucleotide messenger RNA. RefSeq lists its product as uncharacterized. Gene Ontology annotation, cellular component: cytosol. NCBI's taxonomy places the organism in Eukaryota, Fungi, Ascomycota, Eurotiomycetes, Chaetothyriales, Herpotrichiellaceae. Gene Ontology annotation, molecular function: mRNA binding. The record is from RefSeq and is a predicted model, not a curated record. The transcript is spliced from 7 exons. Bases 1 to 1689 code for a protein of 562 amino acids.